Lycium ferocissimum is the source of this 625-nucleotide messenger RNA. RefSeq lists its product as uncharacterized. Lineage: Eukaryota; Viridiplantae; Streptophyta; Magnoliopsida; Solanales; Solanaceae. The record is from RefSeq and is a predicted model, not a curated record. Bases 103 to 435 code for a protein of 110 amino acids. The transcript is spliced from 2 exons.
CAAUUCCUUUCUCACUGCACCAUUUCUCCAAUUCCCCUUAGAGAAUUGAUGCAUUCAAAAGAAAUACAAAAAAUAAGGAAGAAAACGUUCUAGCAAGAAAAAAUGGCACGUAAAAUUAUGAUUCUUGCUCUCGUGUUCUUCGCCAUGGUCUGCAUGGCCUCCGCCAUUGAUUAUGCUGCAGCAGCUUUGAAAGACGCAGCGGAUGCUCCAAUUCCGGUUGAAAACAACAGUAUCAUUGGUACUAUCAAUGGAUCCUAUGAAAAUGGAGCUGUAGCUGCUGCACCUGUUGGUGCACCAAUUUCUGGAAAUACUUUCCCUAACAUAACCCUACCACCAGCACCCAAUACUAACGGUGCCACCACUAGCACCCCAGAUUUCAUCACCAUUGCCACAACUAUUGUUUCUGCUGCUGUUGCUGGUUCAUUCUUUUUUUGAAUGAUAACUAAUCAAGAAUCCAACAUGAGUGGAGCUUAAAUCCUUGUUUAACAUCUUUUUUCUGGUUACAUAUUUUCCUGUCUUUAAUCCAUUUGGAGUUAUGUUACAUGUUAUCUUGGACAAUAUGUAAAAGACAUCAUCUUUGUAAACCAUGAAAUUUAAAUGAAAAAAGAAAAAUGAUUGAAUCGAA